CAAUGGACUUGGCCACCAUCCUGGCUUCCAGGGGUGGUGGUGAGCAUCCAGGAAGUAGGAUGUGUGCAGCUGCUUGUCUGGAUCUGGCAAAGGGCAGGCGCUGGGCUCCUUCCCCCUCAGUGACUCAGAGGAGGGGACAGUGGCACCAUGGCCCCACGCGCGGCACCCAUCCGCCAGACCUGCUGCUGCUUCAAUGUCAGGGUAGUCACCACCGCCCUGGCCAUCUACCAUGUGAUCAUGAGUGUCCUGUUGUUCGUGGAGCACACGGUGGAGGUGGCCCGCGGCAAGGCCUCCUGCAGGUUCUCCAAGACCGUGUACCUCCGGAUCGCCGACCUGGUGUCCAGCUUCCUGCUCAUCGGCCUGCUCUUCCUCAUCAGCCUGAGCCUGCUGCUCGGCGUGGUCAAGGUGAGGGGCACUGGGAGGGAGGGCGGGUGGGCGCCAGGAGUCCCGUUGCCCACCCUGCACCUCUGCUGGGCCGUGCAGUCGGCUGCCCAGUGGGUGGGGGCGCCUCAGGAGCGCCCAGCCUCACCGCACGUGUCCUUCUCAGCCCCAGUCCCAGGCCCCUCGAAGGUCCCCCUGAUGACCCUGCAGCUGCUGGACUUCUGCCUGAGCAUCCUGACCCUCUGCAGUUCCUACAUGGAAGUGCCCACCUAUCUCAACUUCAAGUCCAUGAACCACAUGAAUUACUUCCCGAGCCAGGAGGGCUUGGCCCACAGCCAGUUCAUCAGGACGAUGGUCAUCUUCUCCGUCGCCUUCGUCACCGUCCUGGUCCUGAAGGUCUACAUGCUCAAGUGCGUGUGGAGAUGCUACAGACUCCUGAAGUCCGCGAACUCGGCCGAGGAGAGGGGCGCCUCCAAGACGCUCCCGAAGGUGGUCCUGCCGACCUACGAGGAAGCCCUGUCUCUGCCUUCCAAGUCUCCUGAGGGGGACCCCGCUCCACCCCCGUACUCAGAGGUGUGACCCUCGCCAGGCCCCAGCCCUGAUCUGGGCCCAGCUGCCUCAUAAUCUGCUGCUUUGCUUUGGUGGCCCUGGUGGACCACCGGCCGACUUCAGGACAACUGCUGUGUCCCCUCGCUGGCCUGCUCCCCCUGCGGGCCCCAGGCACUCUCCCUUGGGUCAGGCUGAAGGCCGCAAAUCGAGCCCAACAGCUCUGCUGACGUCCACCAGCAAGGAGUCAUUUUAGACGGCUGGUUGCUGUGAAUGUGGUGAGCUUGGCAAACAACCAGCAGCUCCGCAGUCUACCCCAGCAGCCGUCAGACACAAGCACAUCAGUCAGUCAACGAAAUAAAUUGGUCAAACCACA
This is a messenger RNA of Ictidomys tridecemlineatus (thirteen-lined ground squirrel), 1303 nucleotides long. The record is from RefSeq and is a predicted model, not a curated record. NCBI's taxonomy places the organism in Eukaryota, Metazoa, Chordata, Mammalia, Rodentia, Sciuridae.